GCGGUUUCGAAGUUACGUAACAUUUUUAAGUGCAUGUCAGACAGAAAAUUAUUCAUAAACUGGGAAAAAUGCACUCAUUUCGAGCCCGUUUCGAGCAAAAAAGUCGCCUAGAUAUACCGGUACCGUAUCUCGCCCACUGGCCUUGCGCCCUCUGUCGAUCUGUUGUAACGUGACUAGCAUUUUCUGAGCCGAUUCUACAUUCUGCGAACAAAACUGACGUCGUUUUAUCCAGAUUUUGUAGCACUAACAUCACUAUGAGCUCGAUAGGAGCAGGGUAUGAUUUAUCAGCUUCACAGUUCUCUCCAGAUGGGAGGGUGUUCCAGGUGGAGUAUGCCAUCAAAGCUGUCGAGAACAGUGGCACGGCCGUAGGUCUACGAUGCAAAGAUGGCAUUGUCUUUGGCGUCGAAAAGUUAGUCACAUCAAAACUUUAUGAGCAGGGCUCCAACAAGAGAAUAUUUACAGUCGACAGGCAUGUUGGAAUGGCUGUUGCUGGUCUCAUUGCUGAUGCAAGGCAGGUUGUUGAGAUUGCAAGAGAUGAGGCAUCAGAUUACAGGGCAUCCUAUGGUACUCCUAUUCCUGUUAAACACCUGACAGAUCGAGUCGCCAUGUAUGCACAUGCCUAUACCCUCUACAGUGCAAUCAGACCGUUUGGAAGCAGUGUAUUAUUAGGAUCCUAUGAGAAGGACACACCCAACCUAUUUAUGAUAGAUCCAUCAGGAGUCUCAUGGGGAUACUAUGGAUGUGCGAUAGGAAAAGCAAAGCAAGGUGCAAAGACGGAGAUUGAGAAACUUCUGACGGGAGGUAAACAGCUCAAGGACCUCACGUGUGAAGAAGCCCUCAAGGAGGUCGCCAAGAUUAUUCACAUAGUACAUGACGAGAUCAAGGAUAAGGCCUUUGAAUUAGAGCUUAGCUGGGUUGGAAAGGUUACAGAUGGUCGUCAUGAAUUAGUUCCAAAGAAGAUCGCCGAUGAAGCCAUCAAGUAUGGCAAGGAGGCAUUAGAAGAACCAUCAAGCUCUGACGAGGAUGACUUGUAACCAUAGCAACCUUUUUUUUUUCCUGUGAAUAUUUCCAUUUUUGUACAGCUAUUAGAAUUAAACACUAAUGGUCGAGUACCUCGUUUUAUUAAUAUGUUUUUCAGCAGUUAAACUGUCCAACACUAAUGGAAAUCUAGUGUAUAAAUACAGCAAAGACUUGCAUGAAUAUAUUAUUCUAUAAAGAUAAAUGAAUGGUUGUUCAGUUUCUACUCAACGUAUUCAUUCUGUCAAUUCAAAUAUAUGAGUAUUUUGCAGACGGCUGAGAAGAACUGCUAUAUUUUGCAAAUGAAAAACCUGUAAUUUCUAUUCAUCCAAGUUAUGAGUAUUCAUGCCCUGGGGCCGUUUCAUAAAGCUUUUCGUAAGUUAAGAGCGACUUUAAGAACAACCGGUGAUCCUUUCUUGUGGUAAAUGAUAUUUACCAUUAAAUAUUUACCAUUAAAUAUUCAUUGGUGAUUAUUUACCACUUAAGAGAGGUUCACCAGUUGUUCUUAAAGUUGUUGCUCUUAACUUAUUAAUAUGAACAGCUUUAUGAAACACCCACCAGGGGUGCAUAACACAAAGCUUAGCAAUCAUCGUAGAAGAAUAUUUGUAUGAUUGAUUGCAUUUACCACAAUGUAGCAUCAAUCAUAAAAAUCAAUCAUAUGAUCAAUUGCUAACCUUUGUGUUACUGGACCUGUUAUACCAUGGAGAAAUUAUGAGAUGGUUAUAAGUUUUCAUGAAUCAUUUCAUUUUAUGAAUGGACCUACCAGGGCCUGUUGCGCAAACCUACUUAGCUUGUUGUAUGCGAGCAAAUGGGAGACUGAAUGUCAAACAUUCGUACUUUUGCACACACGACGUACCACCCAAAAUGUACCGUUGCACGGCUUUAGGAGGUGACAUCACAAUACGAUUUAAUUCAUUGCGCUCAGUAAAAAUGAAGGUGAAAUAUGCGUAUAGCCUGCUGGAUAAAUGCGCGAUGCUGCCCGAGGCAUGUGCGCUUGUUGGAUUUUGCCUUUCGCUUUCAAUAUUUUUGCUCCCUUUUCAUAGAUUCCUGCAGGGAAAACUCUUUGUUUUUUUCAUAAAUUCGCUAAACUCCGAGGUGUUGUACAACACAAAUAGCGAAUAUUCUUAUUCGUGCAAUGGUGCGAGAUUUCGCAUUCGGUGAAAGAAAGAAACACUAUUCAACUCGGCUCACGCCUCGUUGAAUAGAGCAUCUUUCUUUCACCUCAUGCGAAAUCUCGCACCAUCGCACUCAUGCCUCAUUCGCUAUUUGUAUAUUGAUUUUAAGUUGUGUUGAAAUUGAAAUUUACACCAGCACAGCCUAAAAGACCUUCCUGUAGAGGGAAUCAUAAAGUCGGACCUUGUUUAUCUGACCGGCCGUCUUGCAUUCAGGGUCCCCUUCUCCUGGCGAGCCCCUUCUGUUAUUCAUCCAAUUCACUUAAAAUGGGUCAUGUGGUCGAGUGGUUAGAGCAUUGGAUUUAUGAUUGUGAGGUUGUCAGUUCAAAUUCCUGCUGGGCCAUUAUUCAAUUCAAUUCAUCUAAUAAUAAUAAUAUAAUAAAGGGUAUUUAUAUUGCACACAUAUCCACCUUGUUAGGUGCUCAAGACGCUCCUAUAUUACCCGGCUAAGCUAGGCGUUCAUAGCGCACACAGCUUUUUAAGGAAUUACUUCCUACCGGUACCCAUUUAUCGCACCUGGGUUGAGUGCAGCACAUUGUGGAUCAGUGGAUUAAUAUAUCUAUUAAAUUAAUUUAUUUGAUUCCAAUAAAACAUACAUAUAUCAUGCAAUGAUUGCUUGAACAAUUUAACUUGAGCGAUAAAAAUUAGAAUAUAAUAUGCAAUGUAAGAUUAAAAAGAACACAUUGGUGGUCACAUUGGUUACCUCCACUUUAAUAAUAAAAAAGGCCAUAUAGUAAUUUCUGUUGCCUAUAAGGCUAGCCACUUCGACCGAUUAACUAAAAUGAAGAUUUACGUAAAAUAUUUUCAAUGUAAUUGUUUAUAGCCAGCUUGGUGUUGAUGCAGCAGAAAGCUACAGAGUUCCUGUGAGAGUUACUUUAUCAGAAUCAGAAAAACUUAAGAGCCUUGAUUUUUUAUAUUUUUAAACUAUAUUUCCAUCUCAGAAAAACACUAAAGAUAUUACUGAUUAUUCAUAAAUAAUAAUAAAUAUAUGUUACAAGAAGUAGUCCUUAAACACAAUCCAUUUCAUGGGCGUAAAUCCGUGACGUCAUGCUAUUCAAGUGGGGGGAUGGAACAAUAGAUCAUCUCCCCCUGAAAAAGGUGUGGCGCAAGGAUUUACGCCAGUGAUCCAUUUCCAUAGGAAUGGUUUCUUAACUGUAUUACCCUUAACUCUGGCCAGAUCGCCAAAUGCAGAUGGGCAAUGCUCCACUAUAGGGAUUUGUAUAUUAAUUUCACAUUCUAAAAAUGUACAUUUCCUGUUCAUAUUGACCCAAUUUCAAAUCAUCUGUUUCUAUUUUACUGCUUCCGAACAUGUUAAGUUAAUUGCAAUGCUUAGCUUGUCCUUUAAUCCUUUGAAAUUAUUUUGAUUCAAUUUAUCAGGAAACGGUAACAUUUGCAUACAGAAGCAAGCCCUCAAAAAGUGAAGAUAUUUAUUUGACUAAACAAGAUUUUGUUUGUAUCAUAGGCCAUUCAGAUCUUGUUUUCAAGAACCUUUCAUACUGAUUUACCAAUAAAUAGAGGGUGACAAAUAGUACAUGUUAUUUUGAUGAAAAUGUGAUGUUUUCUAUCCUAUAAGUUCCCAUAGUGUAUGUAAAGUUAAUCAUUUUUGGAAGAGAGUUUUCUGGAUGUAAGGCUUCAGGAAUGGCAGUUGUAAUUCAGAUUUCUUGGCCAUUCCAUCUAAAUAUAUGUUUCAACAUUAACGUACAUUUAAAUGGGAUGUUCAUUAAACUAUAAACUUAUAAUGGGGAUUUUGAAAAAUAAGGUCCCAUAUCCACACAAACACUUCUAUGAUUUUCAUGUACCUGUGUUAAAAAUAUUAUUUGAAAUAAAUCACUGCAAAUCAUUGUACAGUA
This is a messenger RNA of Lytechinus pictus (painted urchin), 4039 nucleotides long. Its product is annotated as proteasome subunit alpha type-3-like. Bases 255 to 1034 code for a protein of 259 amino acids. Gene Ontology annotation, cellular component: synapse; proteasome core complex; proteasome core complex, alpha-subunit complex. The record is from RefSeq and is a predicted model, not a curated record. Lineage: Eukaryota; Metazoa; Echinodermata; Echinoidea; Temnopleuroida; Toxopneustidae. Gene Ontology annotation, biological process: proteasomal protein catabolic process; ubiquitin-dependent protein catabolic process. The transcript has 9 exons.